Messenger RNA from Paramecium pentaurelia, 2217 nucleotides. NCBI's taxonomy places the organism in Eukaryota, Ciliophora, Oligohymenophorea, Peniculida, Parameciidae. The record is from the annotation of a GenBank genome assembly.
AUGUUAAAUGGUAACUUGUGCAAAAACCAUUCUUAAAUGGUUAUCUUUUAAAUAAAUAAAUGUGAAGUUUAAGAUGAUCAAAAUCUUUGUAUUUAAUGCCUAAUAACAAUGAAAUAAAAUUUAAUUUUAAUUGAUAAUGCAGAAUAAUAAUUAAUAAAAUUCAAGACAUCAUUAAUAAAUGAUAAAACUAAAGAAGUAUAAAAUAAUAUUGAAUAAUUGAUAAAUCUGAAAGAAAAUCUAUUGUUAUUAAAAUAGCAGAUUUAGACAUCAAUUGAUAAAUAUAUUGAUUUCAUUAUUUAAUAAAUCAAAAUGUUUUAGGAUUAUUAAACCAAGUAUAUUAAUGAAAUUUAAUGUCUAUAAACAAAAGAUAUUAGUUAAUUUAUAUAAUAAUAUUAAGAUAUUUAAAAAUCUUAAUUUAAUUUUAAAGAAAAUAAAUAGUUCUUUUUAAAACAUUUAAGCUUUAUAUCAAAUAAUUAAAAUUCUAUUAAAGAAUACUAAGAACUUGUAGAAAAAAUUAGAAUUGGAUUUCAAAUAUAUUCAAAUAAAUAAAUAAAUGAUUUAAAUUUGAUGAAUUCUAAUAUAUAAAAUUAAUAAAAUAUUAAUUUAAUAUGUUAAGAUCAUAUUGGUUAAUAAAUUAUAAUGGUAGAUAUAAAUUAAAAUUAAAAAGCAAAAAACAGAAUUAAUUGUGUUAAUUGUAUUGCAUAAUAUCCCACAAAUUAUAUAACAAUGAAAUAAUUUGAAUAAAUUCUAUUUAAUUUCUAAAUGUAAUUGUUGAAUUAAUAUAAUGAAUAUAAAUUAAAAAUCUUAAAUAAAAAAUAAGAAUUAAAUAAAUUAAGUAUAGAUUUCAAAUAAAAUGUAUCUAAUUUUCUUAACUUUAAGAUUAACUAAAUAGAUAAAAAUACAGAAAUAUUUUUUAAUAAUAUUUCCUAUUAAAAUAAACUAAAAUAACUUAAUUGGUCUACAUUAUCAAUAAUAGAAGUAAAUUAAAUUGCAGAUGAUAUAAGUCACUCUAAUUAUAUCAAUAAAUAAUAAGAAUUAAUAAAAACUGAAUUUGAUAAAUGGAAUGAAGAUUUUAAUAUAGAAUUUUAAGAAUUAUUCAUAAAAAAUAAUGAAUUUGAUAAUAUGAUUUAACAAAUUAAUAACAAAUGUAUUAAGAAAUCUAAAACAUCAUAACUUAAAUUAGAAGUAUCAUAUGGGUAAAUUUAAAUAUUUUAAAGACUUUAAAGAUAAUAAAAAGUUUAAUAAAAUAUUUAAUCAUUUAAAUAUACUAAAUUAGAUAAGCUUUCUAUUUAAUAAAGUGAAUAUUGUUAUGCAAUUGCAAUAAAUUCAGAUUGUUCAUUAAUUGCAGCUGGUUCUAAUUCAUUAAUUAAUAUCUUUGAAUUAAAGUAAGAAACAAACAAAUUAUUAUAAAUCUUAAAUGAACAUCAAAAUGCUAUAUUCACUUUAAAUUUCAUGAAUAAAUCUAAUUCAAUUAUAUCUGGUAGUUGUGAUUAAUCAAUUAAAAUAUGGAAUAGAAAUUAAUAAUUAUAAUGGUAUUGUUAAUAAACACUUUAAGGUCAUUCAAGUUUUAUAUAUUGUUUAAUUUUGAAUCAAAAUUAAGAUUUAAUUAUAUCAGGUAGUGAUGAUACUACAAUAAAAUUUUGGAUUAAUAAAAAUGGAUGGAAUUGUUCAUAAACAAUAGCAGUUCAUACUAGUAAUGUAUCAGGAUUGAGUUUGAAUAAUACUUAAAAAUAAUUAAUUUCAUGUGGUGAUGAUAAAUCAAUUUUAAUUAUAGAAAAUUCAGAUUCAAUUUAAUGUAAAUGGAAUGUAAUUUAAUAAAUAAGAUUGGAAUAAUCUGGAUAUAGAUUAUGUUUUUUAAAUGAUAAUAUAUUUGCAUUUUAACCAAAUUCAUCAAAAUCUAUGUAUUUAUAUGAAGUAGAUAAUAUAACUAGAAGGUAUACUAAAAUAAAGAAUAUAGAAGUAAAGAAUGGAAAUAAUUGUAAUUAUCUAUUUCCUUAAUAAUAUAUUUAGAAAAAGUAAUUACUUAUAAAUAAAAAUGGAACUUCAAUUAAUUUUUUGAAUGUGUAAUUAAAUGAUGAAAUUAAUUUAAUAUAAUUUAUAGAUUUUGGUACUAAAAGUAUAUUUGGUUAAAUUAGUGAAACAGGAGAAUUGCUAAUAACAUGGGAUGAUAAAUCUAAAGAAAUAUAGAUUAGAAAAUUAGAUUAUUAAUAAUAAUGA